Molecule: messenger RNA, 10844 nt
Organism: Schistocerca gregaria
Lineage: Eukaryota; Metazoa; Arthropoda; Insecta; Orthoptera; Acrididae
Product: DIS3-like exonuclease 2
Exons: 15
Coding region: 243-3062 (939 amino acids)
Biological process (GO): mRNA catabolic process; miRNA catabolic process
Cellular component (GO): P-body; exosome (RNase complex)
Molecular function (GO): 3'-5'-RNA exonuclease activity; RNA binding
Source: RefSeq, a predicted model, not a curated record
UGAAAGAAUCUUAGGUCGACCGCCAACGAUGUUACUUCACGGAGAAGUGAGCCCACAAGUGAUUUGACGUAUCAACUGAUAGCAGACGGUUUUGUUUUGUUGGUAGUAAUGCAGAGGGUACUUUUGUUUUUAUGGAGUGUAUUGUAAUUGUACGAGAUGUGUUGUGCGGCGACAGUGUGAUUGCAACUACUGAUGCAAAUUUUUAGAAGUUUUAUUUCGCUUUCAGUAAGACAGUUAAUGUAAUGGGCGAAAACAUGGUUGUAAUUCCAGUGGAUAGCAGUGAUUUUCCUGAAAUUAUGGAAACAGUAUCAGAUAUUACGAAAGAGCUUACAGUUACCGAGACGGACAAUAUAACAGUACAAGCGGAAGACUUGAUAAAUGUAGGUGUAAGUUGUCUAGAAGAGGCCGAAGGUGACAUUGUCUGCACUGAAGAAAAACGAAAGAAAAGACAUAGGAUAAGGAAGAGAAAGCCCAAGAACAAGAACGAUACAGGCUCUGAAAGCACAGCUGCAGGAGAUGAAAAGGAAACCAUUAGUGACAUCCAGUGCGUCUGUGAACAUGUACGGGCUAUCCAGUUACAAGAGGGUGGUGUGUCAAUGUGUAAUGUCUCCACGUCCACAGUUUUUCAUUCUGAACCAGUUAACGAACAAGCUACAAAACCUGAAAUCUUGCAGCAUUCUCACAGUUCCAGUAGAACAAAGGUUCCAGAAAAGUCAAAGAAAAGAGUGAAGAAACCUAGUAAAAAAAAUGUGGCACAAAGACAGCUUUCUGAAUCCAUUGUAAGUGACAAGUGCACAGGUGUAAUUAGAGAAGAGUCUGUGGCUGUAAAAGAUGCACAAGUUGAAAGUAAAAGAUUAAGUGGCCAUAACGGAAGCCCACGAAAAAGUACCAACAAAGCACAGUGCUUUGAAAAAUACCUUCCGCAAAGAGAGAUAGAGGAAGGACUCCAGAAUGGUACACUAAUUAAGGGUAUUAUCCGCAUAAACCAGAGGAACUACAAGGAGUCGUACAUAAGUAACCCUGAUGGGCAGAUGGAUAUUUUAAUAUCUGGUGUUCAGAAGAGAAAUAGAGCACUUGAGGGAGAUGAAGUUGUUGUAAAAUUAGAACAGUCUUCAGAGUGGAAGCUUCAGUCAAAUGGCUGCCAUCAAAAAACAGGAAAGGUUGUCUUCAUCUCUGUACGCAAUCAUUUGAAAGUUGCUGUAGGUACGCUGAAAAAAAUGAGUGAUGAGAACUCUCAUUUUGCUCUCUUUAGCCCACGUGAUGCUCGAAUUCCUCGUAUGAAGAUUCCUCUGUAUGAAUGUCCUCUUGAGUUCUUGGUAGAUCCUGAAAAAUUCAAAAAUGUUAUAAUUCUAGCAAAAAUAGUAGAGUGGAGCAAUGUAAAUUAUGCUCUUGGAGAAAUUAUUGAACUGGUAGGGGAAGUUGGUAAUAAGGAAGCUGAGACCACAGGUAUUCUGUUGGAGCAUGGACUUGAUAUUACUCCAUAUUCAGAUGAUAUGAAAGGUUAUUUCCCUCAAGCACCGUACCAUAUCAGCGAAGAGGAAAUACGAAAACGAGUUGAUUUGAGGAAGGAGUGCAUUUUCACUAUUGAUCCAAAGACUGCGAAAGAUCUGGAUGAUGCUGUCUCGUGUAAAUUACUGGAAAAUGGGAAUUUUGAAAUAGGAGUUCACAUUUCAGAUGUUACACACUUCUUAACAGCAGAGACUCCUUUGGAUGACAUUGUUUCAAAGAAAGCUACCAGUGUAUAUCUUGUUGAUGCGGUUCAUCACAUGCUCCCAAAAGAACUGUGCAUGCUAUGCUCUCUAUUACCUGGUGAAGAUAAAUUGACAUAUUCUGUAAUAUGGGAAAUGACUCCAAAUGCUGAAAUACUGUCUCAGCGUUUAACACGUUCUGUCAUAAAUUCCUGCUCUCAACUUGCUUAUGAACAUGUUCAGGCAAUGAUUGAAAACCCAGACAAGCAGUGGACAAAAGAGGACCUGCCACCAUUAGCUGGAGGCUUUGAACCCAAAGAUAUCCUUUCUCGUGUUCUGUGGCUCCAUAAAUUAGCAUUAAUAUUGCGAAAGCGGCGAUUUGAUGGAGGAGCUCUAAAAAUUGACCAGACUAAAGUAUUUUUCUCAUUGGAUGAGUUAGGUCUACCAGUGGCAUAUAACUGUUAUGUCCAGAAUGAUUCACAUAGAUUAAUUGAAGAGUUUAUGCUGCUGGCCAAUAUGUGUGUUGCUAGGCAAUUACAUACUGAUCAUCCUGAACUUGCAUUUUUGCGAUGCCAUCCAGGACCUGUUACUUUAAUGUUGAGUAAGGUAAAGGCCACAUUUGAGAAGCGGGGAAUUCACCUGGACGUAUCGUCAGCGGGUGCACUACAAACAUCAAUGUGGCGCUACAGUGGAGAUGAUUUUGUUAGCCGAGCUCGCAUGAUGGUCAUUUCUUCAUUAUGUGCCCGUGCCAUGUCAAGAGCGAAAUAUUUCUGCUCAGGUUUUGUCCAAGACGAAGAUGACUAUAACCAUUAUGCCUUGAAUGUUGCUCGGUACACUCAUUUUACCUCACCUAUCAGGAGGUAUGCUGAUGUAAUGGUGCACAGAUUGCUUGGAGCCUCUCUAGGAUACCAUGACACUCCAAAGUGGACAAAAGAGUUUGUCCAAAGGAUAGCAUUGAAUUGCAACAACAAGAAGUAUGCUGCAAAAUUAGCUGGAGAAGAAAGUGUAAAGUUAUUUCUUUAUCUGUAUUUAAAAAUCAAUGGACCUCUUGAAGAUGAUGCUGUUGUUAUAGACGUGAAAGACCAUUCAUUUGAUGCUGUUGUAUGUAGUAAUGGACUCACUCAACGAGUUUAUGUUGAUAAAUUGGAUGCAGAUGUUGAAUUUGAAUCCCAGAAGGAUUUCUCAUUCUUGAAAAUAGCGUGGAAGUCAUCAAAGAAUUUGAAUAACGUAUUCUGCCAAGUAAUUGAGAUAUUCAGCUUAGUUCGUGUGAGACUGACAGCUGCAGAAGAGCAGACUAAAAUUCUGGCUGAGCUGAUAGAUCCUCAGAAUGCUAAUAUCAGUAAUGUUAGCAAUGUUGAUGGAUGUUUGACAUGACAGUAUUCAAAGUGACUCACUUUAUUUUGUGUUUGUUGUGAGUUUUCUAGACUCCAGUUGGUAACACUAUGUUUAUGACAGUAACUGAAUGUAUCAUGUAGAAAGAGAAAGAUUUUCGGUGGUAGCAGGUAUAGACGAAAAUGACACUAAACAGAAACUGCUGAUGAAAGAAGUACUGUAGCUUGUCUCUUGAGUUACACUUUAUUUUUGGUUCAUGUCUUUAUGGUAUAGAAAAGAUAAUGCCUACUUUGUGCUGUCACAUGUGUAGAAGAUAAAAUGUGCAAAUCAGAAACUUUUUUCAGUGUUUUCUGUCUGUCAUUUGACAUUUGAUUUUUAUAAUGGAUAUAGAAAUAUUUUAUGAAAUCUAACGUUGCAUUACAUAAGUAAUAUGUAUAACAUCAUCACACUGUUUGGAACUGCUGUAGUUAUGCUGAAUAUAUUGAUCUUUUAACAGUCAGUAAUCAUCUUAUGCACCUCUUCAAUUUGUUUCAGAUAUGACUAGAAAACUGAAUUUUGUUUCAAGUUAAGGUUAUAGGUGGUUGGUCUACUGUAAGGAUGGAAAUUUCUCUCAUUUCAGUCUCAAAUGUAAUGAGAAGAGAUUUUCCAUAUACAAGUUAUGCCUUUUCAGAGUUGUUGCUAUCAAGAAUUUUUACUAUCAAGAGUUUAAAAAUAUACGGAGAGAAUGUAAGUUUAUCAACAUGUGACUGAACAGAUUGUUACACACCACAAGGUAGAAAGAUGUAGUGCAACUUUCUCCAUUACUGAAUUGGCCUCUCCGCACAUGCAGAGUGUGGUAAACUUUGCUGCUGCCAAAGGCAACUGAAUGAGUGGUAGAAGAAUGUGUAGAAAGUCAGUAAUGUUUCAACAACUGAAAUUUUUCUACUGAUGUUGAGGAAGAUACAAAUAAGUUUCGAAAGCAUGAGCGAAAACAGUAAAUGGAGCAAGACUGCACAUUAACAAUUUUUAUUAACAUAUGCUGUUGUGAAAAAUUUUGUGAUCACACCAUUUUGUAUCUUGGUCACUUGUAUUUGUGCUGUGAUUUAUGUCAGUAUGUUUUAUUUGUAUUAUUUCAGUAUGUUUUAUUUGUAUUAUUUGCUUGCAGUUGUUUUACCAUAUUUAUCUUUAUUUUAUAUAUUUUGUUUAAAAGCUGUUGUUAUAUGCUUCCUCUCAAUUUGUCUAGGGUUAUGUAGAAGUGUGUGGAUGUAUCCAUAGUAAUGUAGACAUACUGUAAGGAGUAGGCAUCUGAAAUUGCAUACAUUAUCUUCAAAGUUAUUACAUAUUAUUUAGUGUGAAUGCAGGCUUUCUUGGUGUAUUUCAUUUAUAAAAUCUUGGAUUAUCAGCUGAGUUGUGGCACUGUGUCGUCGCAACAUUUUGAAGAGUUUUCCACCUUGUUGAGACGUUGGAGUAACACAUCAUAGUGAUUUGACUGUUGAUUUCAUUAAUGUUGUUUAGUAAUUCCAUAAAGUUGUAUUUAUUUGGAGACCGUUCAUGAAUUAAGCUGUUUCCAUCAUCUCAAAGAUGGAAGUUUCAGUGUUCAACCUUAGGUGUCCUUCAAGUGAUCACACUAUGUAAUAUUAGAAACAUAAGAUGCCUAACUUGCUUCACCAGGUCUAAAGUGAUAUUCUGGGUUUAAAGAAACCAUACAGAAUGCAAUUCCCCCAUUGGGAAAUCUAGCAAGUUGGGUGGCUACAUAGGGCAAUAUUGUUUGUGGAAAUUGUGUGACCAAUUUGUUGAACUGGCAGAUGUCAGUGUACAUACUAUUUGAUACUAUUUGACAUUCAUAUUAUGACGUGGACAGAACCCAUCUUGGAAAAUGAGCUCUCUACCACUAGUUGUGACAGCGACUAGCAUGUCCAAAUGUGUGUGUGUGUGUGUGUGUGUGUGUGUGUGUGUGUGUGUGUGUGUGUGUGUGUGUGUGUUCAGUGAUAAUUCUCUUGGCUAAGAAAAAUAAAUUUCACACCUAAUUUAGAAAUGGACAAAGCACUUUUACUUCUGGACAUUGUUUUAUCUCAGUGACAAAGUGCAGUUAUUUGCAUACUUUAUCAGAUGAAGAAACAUUCUUCAUGACUCCCAGUUCAAAGUUGUGACAUAAUUUUGCUCACUUGUACCCUAGCUGUGGUUUAUGCCACCAUGGUUGUUCUUUUUCCUGUUAUAUCUGUCUAUAGGCAGAUGAUAUACCAAGUUAAGGUUUUUUGUCAUUUUUUUAGCAACUUCUGCUGCAAAUAAUACUAACUCUUUGAAAACUAAAGUAUCUUUGCAGGUGCUUUCUUUAACAAUACAGAUACUCCAGCCCUCCUAUAACCAGGCCACACUGUUUAGUAGGGCAACUGAAACACUUUCAAUGUGCACUUUUGGAUUGAAAUUUUCCUGAAGAACAAGGCACACAUGUCGUAGUCCUCCUAUCAGAAGUAUUGCACAAAAAAGGACACAAAGCUCUAAAAAUACUCUCUCAGUUUGGUCUUGUGCUUUACCCUAACAUUUUGCCUAAUGCAUAAAUUGGAUACUUUUUUGCAUUCUGUAAUUGUGACACAGUUCAUGUAUAGUAUGGAUCUAGGUACAAAGGAUUGUUUUUGGUUGCAUGGCAUGUAGUUGUCAGUUUUCAUGUGUAAGGAUGAUCUGUUGAUCGACAAAAACUAGUAGUUGUAACAAAGAAAUGGCAUAUAGCAAUUGCACCAACUUGUGAUUUUUCAAAAAUAUUUAAAAUCUGUGAUUAAUUGCUUCCUUAGAAUAAACAGGCAAUUUGCCUGUAGCUACAGUAAGAUUAAUUUUCAAUUCUUCAAUAACAUAUAUCCAGAAAACAAAGAACAUUUUACAUAAACAUAAUUUGGAUAUACAGAUUCAAUUUUUGUGUUCAAGAAUAAGAAUGUAUUCCAAGCCUUCUCUUUUUUGUUUAGAAUGCUCAGUCUUUGGUGAAUGUUUUAGUUGUCUUGCAGAAAACCAAAAUUCUUUCAGCACACUUCCAGCACACUUCCAGCAUUAUCUUAACAGUCAGAAUAUAAAAAAAUAGAUAGUAUUGUUUUAAAUUGCGAGGAUUACUAUACAACUCGGUGUUAUUUGUUCAACUGGUAUAAUUGUUUUCAUUUUCUUAUUCUGCACAUGCAUAACAUUCAAAGUGUCAUUUUGGAAUACUAUCUGGAAAUAUCAGAUUUGUUGUAUUUUGUGACCCACAAUGUUCCAAAGUCUUACUGCAAGAAAUAAUUAUUACAUAGCUGUGUUGUUUAUGAUUGGAAGUGCUUCAUUUGUACUUGGUUUUGUAGUUAACUACAUUUCAGUACAGAUAGAAGGUAGAACACUAAGUAUUAUGUUUUACAGUUCCUGUUAUUCUCCUGAUUCGUAGAAGUAAUGUGAAUGAAGAAGGAGCAAAAGUGAAUUUGGGAUAUUGCACAUCACAUAUUUGCAAAAUGCAGUGCUGUUUUAAAUGCAUACAAUUUACUUGAAAAUUUUGUAUAUAUUACAUGUGAACCACAGAGAUGGCAAAUUAGUCAAUUCUUAUUGUUCUGGUGAACUUAAAGAACAGCCAACAGUGACUGUCAUAACAGAAGUCAUUAACAUUCCAAGGAGUACUCGUGUUUUUAUAAGUGUUUCGCAUUUACUUUGUAUCAAUAAAAGUACAAAUAAUGACUUAAAAUAAUCACAAAUAGUUAAUGACAUUGAAAGUGUAUGAGUAGCUGGAUUUCAGAGGCAGACAUAUGCUGUUUGUAUGAAAUCAGGAAGCAGCUUUCUUUCUUUUUUCUUUUAUUUUUGCCCCUUCCCCCCCCCCCCCCCCCCCCCCCCUCUCUCUCUCUCUCUCUCUCUCUCUCUCUCUCUCUCUCUCUCUCUCUCUCUCUGUGUGUGUGUGUGUGUGUGUGUGUGUGUGUGUGUGUGUGUGUGUGUGUGUGUGUGUGUCUGUCUCCACUUUCUUUUGAUACCAAGCUAUACACGUGUCUACUUAUGAUGUAAACACACACUUAUUAGUUUAUCCCUCUUAAGGCAGGGAUUUUCUAUAUGACAAAGUAAUAUUAAAGUAUCAUUUGAAGGUGUGUAUUACAUUAAAAACAUCAGAAAUGCAUUUCAAAAUUUAGUUACUUUUACAGAAAAGCAUAUAUAAGGUGUGUGAGAGAAGUAAUGGAACUAAUUUUUUAUCUACCAAAGCUUUUAUUUCUUCAAACAACAAUAUUUUCCCAUUUAAAACAGCUAUAUACCAAUUGGAGUCUCUUCCAGUCUUGGCAGCAGCACUGAAAGCUUCGAAUGGUAUGGACGUUAACAUGUUGGUUACAUUCUGUUGAGUGUUCUCUUGAGAGCCAACAUGAUGUCUUUUUAAUACUUUUUCAAUUUCAGGAGAAGAAAAAGUCACAAGGGCACAGAUCAGGUGAAUACAAGGUCUGUAGAACAACAGAAAUAUCUGUUGAGGUAAAAAAUUCUGUGAUGGAAGUGGCUGUGUAAUAUGGGACAUUGCAGGCAAGUGGAUGCUGAAUCACGACAGUGUACGAUCUUACUCAGUUCACCCUUUUGCUGAGCUUUUUGGGGUCAUCUUUGUAAAACCCUUGGUUGACAGUUUGUUCUGGAGGAACAAAUUCUUUGUGCACAGUACCACCAUUUUUUUGUCAAAAAAAAGCACAUCAGCAUUGUUUUGAGCUUUGAUUUGCUGAUUGGAGCUUUUUCCUCCCAGGAAAUGUCUCAGUGUGCCCCUCCUCACCGUGCCGCUUUGUCUCAGGAUCAUACUAAAAAAAUCCAGCAUCUAUCACCUGUGAUCGCAUGGCUGAACCAUUUAUCGUCAUUGGCAAUCUUAUGAAGAACAUCAAUAAACUUUUCUUUGAUUGUACUUCUGCUAAGUUGUGAAGUUUGUUGACAUCAUUUUCACACAAACCUUUCACAAGUGCAAAACUUCGGUAAGAAUUUGAUGAAUGGUGAAAAUGUUAAAGUUUAACAGGUCACCUGUCAUCUUUAUUGUUAAAUGUUGGUCUUAUCGCACAAGAGCAUGCACAUUUCUGAUGUUUGCUUUGGUUUUUGAAGUUGAUAGUUUUCUUGAGUGAGAUUCAUUUUCAACAUGUUCUUGGCCUUCCAAAAAUGAUUUGUGCCAGUGAAAAACUCGUGCUCUUCAUAAGAAAUGUUCCCCUUAACCCUGUUACAGCUUUUCAAAGGCGACACUCACAUAUUCUCCAAGUUUAAGACAGCCAAUGAACCUCUUGAUUUUCUACAGCCAUUACUGGCAUACUGAAAGGAAUAUACAGAUGCACAGUUUGCUUUACAGAUUUGCAACUUUGACCUAAUAUAAAAAUGUUCCCAUCCUAGUUCUCUAGAAAAUUAACGGAGAGCCUGCACUGGAUGCUUUGGGUGAUGUGCAGUAACCAGUUUUUGUCCAAAGCACUGGAAGAGUUAAUUUGUUUGUUCUGAAGGGGACUCCGACAUUGCCAACUUCCAGCCAGGGAGCAAUGUGCAGCAAUGACAGAAUCAAGCUGCAUGCCCACAAAUGUUCUCAAAUGAUUUUACAGAAACUAUUUCGUAAAACAUUUCAUUUUGCAUUCCUUGUAGCUCUAUUUGUCACCUUCGUGUUCAUGUGCCUGUCAUUUUUAUUAAUGGUUGUAGUUAUUGAGAUAUUUGCAUUUAAAUAAGACAGUGAGUGAAAUUUGAAAAAGUUUGUAAUUAAAAAUAGGGAUUGCUAUGAUUUUGCAUUUGGUGCAUAUUACUUGGGUGGUGAUCUCUGUCACCAAUCGCAAGAAAAUUGAUUUGAAGUAGCACACUCAUUUAUGAUUGCACAUGCCAAUAAUAAAGGCAGAAUGACAUAUGCACAGCAUUCUUCAAAUUUAAUAAACAAUUUGAGAUAUCAAAAAGAGAUUUUGGCAAAUGAUAGCUUUAAUCUGUUGAUCUUAACUUUUCAUCAGUUCCUCACUUAAUAAACCAUGCUUUCAGAAUUCUCCCACAAUUAUGUCUGCACAACAUGUUAGUGAGGUGACAGUUGAGUAACCUCAGCUGUGUUUUGGCAAAAGAAGCAAAUGUUAACAUGGCAACAAGAGAAAUGUGGGUUUUGCUCCAAAUUCGCCACUCAUGAAGCUUCUCUGAAAGUUACAAAUGGUUAACAAGCCACAUGAAAAAAAAAAAAAAAAAUCACUGCUUUUCGUUGCAUUUUAAGUGGAAUUCUUUGUAAAUACUCACUAUAGUCGAUGUGACAGUAGAUAUUUUUGAGUGGUCACCAGGCAGUGUGGUUUGGAGGGGCUACACUUAAUAUUUACAAAAAUUGUGAGUAGGCUUCAGUUCAGAAUGGCACUUCCUCUCAACUACUUGGAGUUUCCACUAUGCCAUCCGCCCUAACCCCCACCACUACUGCUCUCCCCACGUAUCCUCUGCCGAUUGCUUGUCUACUGGCCACAUUAUUCUGUGCGCGCUCUACCAUAGGCUAUUAGUCUGAAGUGAAGCUGAAUUGCUGUUUUUAAUGCUGUUUUACCGGUAUUGUGUAACCUUGGGACAGGCAAUCUUUUCCAGUCAACUUUAGUGGUCUGUAUUUCUCAAAUACUUCAUGUGUAUAUUAGUAUAUUAAUCCCCCCUCCAGUUCCCCCCUCUCCCCCAAUACCACUCCCACCUGCACCUCUCUCUUAAUGAGAGAAAAAUCUUCAUAUGAAGGCAGAAACAAGCAACCUGUUAGUAGGAAGAUGAUUCCAAUCUUAGUUACUUUCUUUGAUGCACAGCGUGUCAGGAACUUCAGUACAUUAUCAAAAAAUUGAUAUUUUUAUUUUAUCCAACAGCCAUUAACAACCUGCUAUAUGGAAUCACAUCAUGAAACAUCAACAGUUUUAAUUUUAUUAAAUAUAAUGCAAGUAACAUUAUUAGACUGCUUUAAGCUUCUCUUGAGUCCAGCAAUAUGUUGAAGUAGUUUCAGGAUUUAACCAAAUCUGUUGAUUAACUUUUGAGUACUGAAAGAUUCUGUCAGUUGGGCCUGAGCUUCUGGUGUUGGUUGUAAUGUGUGCGUGAGGUGUGCUUCCUUGUGUGAAUGAAUGGUGUGUUUUUCUCUUUUACUGAUGAGUGCUGUGGCCAAAAGCUUAUUGUGUCUGUCUGCAACUUAAUGUGUCAUAUUUAUGGUAAGUAGCAAUCUAUCUUUCCCUACAUGUUAAAUACAUGUUUUAAUUGUCAGCUAAUGGGACGUAGAGCAUCCCUUUGUGCACCAAACUUUUCUUCUCUGUCAUUUCCAUCUCAAGUUUCUACUGCAAUGUAAAAUUUUGAAGACCCUUAUGAAAGUCAUUAUGAUAGAAUAGCAUAUCAUGAUUCUGUUAAAACUGCCAAUUUUUCUGGCUUGUCAUUAAAAAACAUUGUAAAAUGACACCCAAUAAACAUUUUUUUAAAACUAUUUUCUUAGAUAAAUCUCUUAACAUUUCUGACAUUGAAAUACCUGUCAAAAGCAAAUAUUUUGAGCAGUUUACAUACUGUCCUUACCUUUGCCUUUUUUCCCUAUGGAGGAUAUUUUUUCUGGCUGAUGUGUAUAUUUAUGGAGUUUUCCUUCAGUUACUGUGGCAAUUUGCCUCUCAGAAUUUACUACCCCCUCCCCUGUAAAAUAGUGCACAAAAUCACCGAACACCUUGUAUAUAACUUCACUUAAUAAGAGCUGCUGCAGCUACAAUGUUUUCAAGAGUCAAAUUAUUCUGAUCUCGAACUGUUACAGGUUCAUCUGGUAGACAUCAAGCUAAUGAUGUGGGUUGCACCGCUAGGAAUCCAAUUUUGAAAGCCACUUUAACUUUUAAUGAUGAAAAACUCGUUUUUUUUUUUUUUUUUUUUUUUUUUUUUUUUUUUUUUUUUUUUUUUUUUUUUUUUUUU